Molecule: messenger RNA, 1269 nt
Organism: Eutrema salsugineum
Lineage: Eukaryota; Viridiplantae; Streptophyta; Magnoliopsida; Brassicales; Brassicaceae
Exons: 1
Coding region: 1-1269 (422 amino acids)
Molecular function (GO): nucleic acid binding; zinc ion binding
Source: RefSeq, a predicted model, not a curated record
AUGGCGAAAGACAAAGAGGUGUCGACCUCCGUGGUGGAGAAGGGGAAAGAGUACUCCAUCACUUCGCCGCUGUACUUGCAUCCAUCUGAAGGACCGGGAACUCUGAUUACUACGGUUCAAUUGAAAGGAGACAACUACGAGGACUGGGCUAAGCAUGUGCGGAAUGCCUUGCGAACAAAGAGGAAGAUUGGGUUCGUAGAUGGAACCUUUCAGAAGCCCACAGACACAACGGAUCUGGAACAAUGGGUGGUCGUUAAUUCCAUGAUCGUAGCAUGGAUCAUGAAUAUGAUAGAACCAACUGUGAGAAUGAAUAUCUCACUGGUGGAUAAGGCGAGUAUCUUGUGGGAAGAUUUGAAGCUACACUUUUCAGUAGGAAACGGACCUCGAAUCCAUGAAUUGAAGGCAGAUUUGGCUAACUGCAAACAACAAGGAGACAGCGUCAUGGCGUACUAUGGAAGACUUAAGAAGAUGUGGGAUGAGUUGGCGGUUUAUGAACCACUCUUGUCGUGUUCGUGUGGAGAGCUUGCGACUAAAUUGGAAGAGGCUCGGGAUAACGAACACACCCACCAGUUUCUGAUGGGAUUAGACGAUGUGAUUUUUGGAGGAAUUCGAUCGACUCUGACCAAUAUGGAGCCGUUGCUCAAAUUGUCUCAGGUGUAUCAGCGCGUGGUGCGUGACGAAAGACAACAAAACAUCACUCGCAGCAAAGAAGACCGAGGUGAAGUAGUCGGUUUUUCUGCUCAGACCGGGAACAAGAGUACAUGUACUCAUUGCGGGAAAUAUGGGCAUGACGUGUCUGAUUGUUAUCAGAUCAAAGGCUAUCCCGAACAUUGGGGAGAACGAGGAAGAACAAGUGGAUACAGAGGGGGUCGCGGUCGUUACGGCCGAGGCGGAGGCGCUUUAGGAAGUAACUCUGGCAGGGGAAGAGGACAAAGUUCUGCGCGAUCCAACGUUGUGCAAGUCGAAGCACACUCGGCACAAGUUCAGCAAGUUGCGAAUUCAGCAACAACAACGCGUCGCGAUGGUGGUUAUGACAGAGCGUCUCUGCCGCAGUUGAACGACGAUCAGUGGACAGCUCUGAUCGGUUUUCUGAACCAGCAGAAGACAGCAGAGACGGGUACCAAACUCUCCGGUAAGACUGAACUUAUAAUUGAUUCCGGUGCCUCUCACCAUAUGACAUCGAACAUGGCAUUUCUGAGCGACGUAACAGAUAUUGCACCAUGCUCGAAUCGUCUGCCUGAUGGCGAUCGUGCCUUGGCUCAGAAAUAG